Messenger RNA from Vollenhovia emeryi, 2524 nucleotides. Its product is annotated as leucine-rich repeat-containing protein 15-like. The transcript is spliced from 3 exons. Lineage: Eukaryota; Metazoa; Arthropoda; Insecta; Hymenoptera; Formicidae. The record is from RefSeq and is a predicted model, not a curated record. Gene Ontology annotation, molecular function: protein binding. Bases 136 to 1632 code for a protein of 498 amino acids.
GUAUAUAAGAAGAUCAGUUUGCCCGCUUGCGACAAAAGGUGUUAGACCGCUUGAGUGAAUUAAUCCGCGAGUGAGAAGUAUUUGAAAAGCGUUUAACAACUUGAAAAUAAAAACCGCACAACUAUUAUCCGCAAAAUGGCGCUAGGCUACAAAUUUACGAUUGUCUUCGUUUUCGUCAUCAUCUAUCUAGCGAAAGCUCACUAUCAGAACAGAACUAAAGAUUUCGAUUUCAAGAGGCAUUAUACAAAAUUAUUUCCAACCUCUGGACAUCUGGACGAUAAUCCUUCCGGUACAACUAGACAAUCACACAUCUACCCUCAUCCUACAAUCCAUCCACCUGUAAACCCCUGCAUCCCUCAUAGUCAUAUCUUCAGUUUCUCUAACGUCGGUCUUCAGAAAAUUGGUCGAGAUUUUAUCAACAGCAAUGACGUUAUUAAUCUCAGUCUGGAUGAUAAUGACAUAAACGAGAUUUCGCCAUUCGCUUUCCGCAACAUGCGAAACUUGAAGUAUCUGGACCUUUCUGGGAAUAAAAUUCCGAAGGAAAAGCUAUUGGCGUUGAUCGGAAACAACAAGCUGGAGACGUUGAUUAUCGACAACAAUCGAGAUUUCAAUAACCCAGUUACAAACAUGCUGACGGAAUAUGAACCGUUUCCAAACUUGAAAUAUCUGCACUUGUGCAACAAUCAAUUAGGAAAUUUUCAAAUACCUUUUCACAUAGCAACGCCUUCCUUGACUCAUUUACAUCUGAGCAAUAACAGCAUCAAUUCCAGUAACAUCGUCUUUGACAAUCUUCCGGCAACGUUGACUCAACUUCAUCUGGCUAAAAAUUUUAUUGAUCGAAUCAAACAAGGCAAACUCAGGAACAUACAGGAGCUCAAUAUGGAUGAUAACGUUAUUACCCAAGUAUGCUUUGAGAACUGCGAAGACGAAUCCAUACCCUUGAAAGGCGCUUUCGAAUUACGGAAGCUGGCUUUAUCCAACAAUCUGAUCUCAGAAAUAUCGCUCGAUGCCUUCAGUGAGACGAGUAAUUUGUUAGAGUUAGACCUUUCAGGCAACAAGAUCUCUGAUGUGGCUAUGGGCACUUUUAAUAAUACUAGGAUGAUAAGUGUUCUUUCUUUGGCUAAUAAUACACUUGUUAGAGUACCGGAUGUUUGCUCGCUGUAUAAUCUAAAGACCCUGGAUCUGUCUGGGAAUCGCAUCAGCGCAAUUCCUUAUCUCACUUUCUGCACUUCCUUGAGAAAUUUGGAAUUUUUAUAUUUAUCAAACAAUGUCAUAACCACCAUUGAGGCCCGAGCUUUCUACAGUCUUCAAAACCUGCAACAUCUGGACCUUUCAAACAAUCUACUCAAGCAUCUACCACCACAUUGGGGAUAUUCGUUGGCCAUCACAGAGCUACAUCUUGAACGAAAUAACUUCACCGAACUGGACAGCAUGUCAUUGGUCAACAUUAAGACGCUGAGAAAUAUUUAUCUUGAUGAGAAUCCCUUGCUAGUAUUGAAAGCGAGAUCUUUCCAUUCACUUCCAGAAUCUUUAAAUGUGCAUUUAACGAAUAUCCGUAUUGACUACAAGUGCCAGUGCGAGGAAGAGGAAGAUAAUAAUGAAAAUGGUAUAGACGAUGAUGAAUGGAACUAACAAAGUGAUAAUCUUACUCCUAAGUAUUUUUAAUUAAAAUAACCAUUUUGGAAUUUAUGUAUAAUCAUUUAAGUCUCGUUCCUACAUACAUCUUAUACAAAAUACGUUAAAAAUGAAAUGGAUUAUUUUAACUAAGGUAAACUACAUGGUGAAAUUUUUCUUUAACGACUGGGAAAACAUUUAACUAUUUCAUUUAAAAAAUAUUGCCCACGCAUUUUGUACAAAUAUUAGAAACAGAGAUGAGACAAAAAUUAAAUUUCUCGGUAUUGAAUUAAAACGUAUUGGUGAAAAAAGAACAGUUACAAUAUGAAAUCUUUUUACCACUUAGAAAAAUAUACCACCUUACAGUACUUAUUUUCAGAGAUUCUCUCUAUUUGUAUUAAAUAUCCUUUAGAAAGAUUAAAAAACGCUUCAUACCAAACUGUAUUAAAUAACAAACGUAUAUCGGUUGCAAUGUUUUGCUAAUGUAAAUUUUUGAAAUCAUCUUUCACUGUGUAACUCAUUUAGCGAGUACGUAAAUUUGUAAACAAUUUUAUUUGUUCACCAUUCAAACACAUAAUAAAGUUUGUUACGACAAAUGUCACGAUACUUAUUUAGUUUUACAUAUAAAACCGAAAAAAUAAUCGUUGUCACUUUAUAGUGUGCGUACGCUUAAAAUGAAGUAUUUGAAACAAAAUAAGUUCUUUGAUUUCAUUACAUAAGGACUGUACUUAAAAGUAUACCAUUGUAGCUAGUGCUUUAUUAUAAGCUUGAUCAUUUAAGACAUGCAUUAUUAUGUAUUGCUAUAAGAUAAUUAUAUAACAUUCAUGCGUAAUUACAUGCGUAUUCUGCUUGUGAUGCUUAUGUCUUUUAAAACAAAUGGGUUUUAUAAUAAACUUGUUCGCAUUAUCAA